This is a messenger RNA of Oppiella nova, 1308 nucleotides long. The record is from the annotation of a GenBank genome assembly. Lineage: Eukaryota; Metazoa; Arthropoda; Arachnida; Sarcoptiformes; Oppiidae.
AUGAUUGAGUCGUUGAGUGAAUACUUGGUGUCCGAAGAGGUCCUCAAUUCCCAUUUAAGACGGUUGACAGACAAGUCGUUGAGUUUGAACUCAAUUGCACUGAAAGGCGACACCGAGGACUCACUUUUAGGACAUCCACUCGACGUAUAUCUCCUCAUCAGACGAAUGGCUAUCGACUGGAAAGAAGUGAAAGAUUUGUUGCGAACCAAAGACCAGCGCUUAAGUGAUGUCCAAAUGAGACAAAUCGGUGGUCACUCUAACCAUACAAAUGCAUUAAAUGUCACGUUUGACUCGCAAUUUGUGUCCAGUGGUCAUGAGAUUAUCACUAAUAAAGAACUAAAAGACGCGGCGUUUGGAGUGAUAAGUCUCGUCAGUACUUAUGAUUUGGAUAUCAAGUCAUUAGCGAAUGGAUUCAUUAGAUCUAAGACCAGUUCCAGUGCUGACAUGACUUCACAUGAAAAUCAAUCCAAAUAUGCUUUAAAUGCUUUCGACUGCUAUUUGAUAGGAAAACAAACGUUUGAUAACAAGGAGUACUCGAAUGCAAAGCAAUGGUUGAUAGAAGCGAUCGAUAGAUUGGAUGACAUGACCAGCGAUGAGAUAAUUAUAGAUAUUUUUAAUUACCUGUCAUUUUGUGAACUGAAAAUUGGAAAAUCAAGUGAAGCCCAGAAAUAUAAGAGACUGUCGGCCGCUAUAAAGCCAGACAUCGAGACAAAUGAAUUGAUUUCAGAGAUCAAAGUGUUUAACGACAUGAAUACCACUUCUUCUGAAAAACUUAUGAAUGACUCGAUUGCCUCUAAACUCAAGUGUUUUCACUUAAACACAACGAAAACACCGUUUUUACGGUUGACUCGCAUUAAAGUGGAAGAGAUGUACAAAAGUCCGCAAAUCGUUGUAAUUCAUGACUUCCUGUCGGAAUACGAGACACAAACCAUCAUCUCUUUGGCUCAGACAUCACUCGACAGAGUAAUUGUCGCGAAUGUCAGUCGAGUGAACGUCCGACUGGCUCGGGGCAGUUGGCUUGGGGACAGACGCCACAAACUCGUGCACACAAUCAGCCGACGUAUCGGUGCCAUCACUGGCCUUAACAUGCAUUUCGCCGAAGCAUACAAUGCUAUUAAUCCAAACAUAUCAAUAAACAAUAAGGUGCGCAUCGCCACGUGGAUCAACUACCUGAGCGAUUUGAGCGCCGGUGGGGCCACAGUAUUCCCACUCCUCAAUGUUACCGUCAACUCGAUGGACAGCUCCGGCACAGCGGGUGUCCUGUACUGGUGGGACACAAAUGGAUUGCCACCAAAUGGGUCCGAUUGA